UGGCAUCGCAAUUAACCUGCGCGCACUCGAUUCCAGCACUUAAAUUGUCAGUUCAGAGUGAGCCACCGAGAUGCAGUUGUCAGUGCCAACAAUUUUUUCCGUCCUGGCAAUGGCCAAUUGUGACUGGAUCCAGCUGCCCCAGGUGGAAACGCAGAAUAUCGACCUGAAUCCGCAGCCCUCCAAGGCAACCGAAAAGAACCAGCUAAACAACAUCACCAUCGACCCUUACUACCUCUCGAGUCUGCAGUCUCUUCACCAACAGCUGCGGCACUCAAUUUGGACGCAAAAGGAGGAACCGGCAACGAUGAAAGAAAAAGUUACGUAUCUGCACAAACUGAAGAACAGAAUGCUGCGACAUAUAGCCGAAAAAUUGACGGAGCUCAAUGUCGUGGGAAAGAGAAACAGCAGACGGAGAUUUGCCAGGGAUCCAGGAUGGAGCAGCUCUGGGGGCACAAGCGAUAUUGGCUUUCCCUCACUAGAAGUGGCCCUUUUAACCCUUUCAUUUCUCGUGUUUGCCGUGUUCCUUGUUAACAUGGUUCUCGUUCUGUUUUCCAACAUCUUUGGAACAAACACAAGCACUGCAGCAGGAACGACAGGGACAGCAAUUGGUCGGCGCCGAAGGAGUUUGAACGAGGAGGCUAAAAUCGAGCAGACGGCCAGGAUUCUCAAGGCUUUGGAGGACUUUCCGUUAAAGAGGGAUAAUGCCUUGAGCCACCACUGCAAUGUUAAUAGUUUGGCAGGUUGUCAAGUCGAAGCCUCUCCAAUUCCACAGAUUGCAAGGUUUCUGUUGAAAAUGAAACUGUGAGGCGUAUCAAAGUACAUUAUGGACGUCUCUGUUUAUUAUUUAUUUUAGGGCUAGUUAAAUUAUUGAUGGAUAAGUGUUGAGAUAUUUAACGUUGUAAAAAAAGAUAUCAAUAAAUC
This is a messenger RNA of Cloeon dipterum, 921 nucleotides long. RefSeq lists its product as uncharacterized. NCBI's taxonomy places the organism in Eukaryota, Metazoa, Arthropoda, Insecta, Ephemeroptera, Baetidae. The transcript has 4 exons. The record is from RefSeq and is a predicted model, not a curated record. The coding region runs from base 71 to 805 and encodes 244 amino acids.